Hippocampus comes (tiger tail seahorse) is the source of this 5362-nucleotide messenger RNA. It is a transcript of the gene abcc2, whose product is annotated as ATP binding cassette subfamily C member 2. Gene Ontology annotation, molecular function: ATP binding; ABC-type transporter activity; ATP hydrolysis activity. The transcript is spliced from 32 exons. The record is from RefSeq and is a predicted model, not a curated record. NCBI's taxonomy places the organism in Eukaryota, Metazoa, Chordata, Actinopteri, Syngnathiformes, Syngnathidae. The coding region runs from base 477 to 5183 and encodes 1568 amino acids. Gene Ontology annotation, biological process: transmembrane transport. Gene Ontology annotation, cellular component: apical plasma membrane.
UCUCUCUCUCUCUCUCUCUCCCCCCACCCCCUCCCUUUCAUUCGCUUUCUGUCUUCUCUUUUCAUGCAGCUGUCUCUUUGAACAGUUGAACUUUAGACACGUUUGUGAGUGGAGCAGUGUCUGUGGACUCUGGUGCAAGCUGGAUUCUCUCAACAAUGACUACAGUGAUUUAGUGUUGUCCUUCGCUCCAAAAGAGACUGAUGCUCUUGUGGAUGUCUUUGAAGACAACCAGGAGGAUAAUCAUCUGACUGAAUUGUUGUUCUCGUGAAUCUCUUCUUAUCGCUUUUCACGAUCACAAGUUUUGCCUUCAGUUUCAAAAGACUCAUGGCUCAAAGUCCCUCCUUCGUCAUAUCCUGCCAUUGUCAUCCCGUGGGCGGACAGGCAAGAGUGAGGAGCUCUUGAGGGGAGCCCGAGGGACCGAGGCAUCAAAAGUUGACCGGUCCGCUAAGAUUUGCCCGAGGGCAUCGCUGAGGACCAUGUGUGCCGCCGUCCUGGAGGAGUACUGUGGUUCUGUGUUCUGGAACUCUUCAUAUGUGGAGAGAGAAGAUCCAGAUCUGCCAGUAUGUUUGGAGCAGACAGUGCUGGUGUGGAUCCCAUUGGGCUUCCUGUGGCUGUGUGCCCCGUGGCACCUGCUGACUCUCUGCAGGAGAACAAAAGACACAAGAUGCCUGUCCAGACUCUAUACCUGCAAACAGGUUGUCGCUUCCCUGCUGUUCCUGACUGCCAUAGCAGGCCUGGCCAUCACAUUAGCGGAGGACUUUGGUCCGAGCCAAGACGUGCCUACAGCAGAAAAGAAUCCUACUGUGUACUAUACAAACCCCAUCAUUUAUGCUGUGUCAUGGGUCAUGGUCCUGCUGUGCCAAGAAGGGUUAAGACGAAGUGGAUCAAUAGAUUCUGCCACCCUUUUCAUUUUUUGGCUCCUCGCGGCUUUCUGUGAUGUUUUCCCUCUGCAGACCGUCAUACGAGCGGCACUCAGACAGGGAGAGAUUGUUGACCUCCCCCGAUUCUGCCUUUUGUGCAUUUCAUUUGGCCUGGAAGUGAUAGCCCUCAUCCUCUCAGGUUUGGCGGACAUCUCUCCAGAUGCCAGGGAGGUUGUGAAAAAGAAUCCAGAGGCAGGUGCACCAUUUUUGAACAGAAUCACUUUCAACUGGUUUAAUAGUAUGGCGAUAAAAGGGUACCGGCAACCCCUGGUUCAGGAGGACAUGUGGGCCUUGAAUGAGGAGGACGCCACGGGUUACAUCAGCCAGCACUUCCAGUACUACAUGCAGACAGAGUUUGCCGCAGCUCGGCAGCGCUACCAGAAAAAGCUGGCCAAAAAACAAAACAAGCAACCCCAUAAUGAAACAUUUCAAAAUGGACUCUCCAGCGGCCUGGGGAAAGGCAUUAGUCAGGAUGUGUUGAUGAUGGAGGCUAGAGGCAAGAAAGAAGACGAAAAAGCAAAGAAAAGCAAGAAAAAGAAGGAAGAAGAAAACUAUCCCACCUCAUGGCUCAUACCCACCAUCUACAAGACAUUUAAAGGGAUUUUGUUUGAGUCGGCCUUCUUCAAACUUCUACAGGACCUUCUCUCUUUUGUCAGUCCUCAGCUGCUAAAGUUGAUGAUCACUUUCACUCAAGACAAAAGUAGUUAUGCAUGGGAAGGUUAUCUAUACGCGGUGUUGCUUCUGGUGGUGGCCCUUCUGCAGUCUCUCUUCCUGCAGCAGUAUUUCCAGCGCUGCUUCGUGCUGGGAAUGAAGGUCCGGACUGCUAUCAUGGCUGCCGUUUACAAAAAGGCACUGGUGGUCUCGAAUGACACUCGUAAAGAGUCCACGGUCGGCGAAACGGUGAACCUGAUGUCUGCUGAUGCCCAGCGCUUCAAUGACGUGACGAACUUCAUCCACCUGCUAUGGUCCUGCCCCCUGCAGAUCGCCCUGUCCAUCGUGUUCCUUUGGCAAGAGCUCGGACCUUCAGUGUUGGCUGGACUUUUGGUCAUGAUUCUCAUGGUGCCAAUUAAUGGACUGCUGGCCACCAAGGCUAGAAAAUUCCAGAUUGAGAACAUGAAAUUCAAAGACAAGAGACUGAAAAUCAUGAAUGAAAUACUCAACGGGAUGAAGAUUCUGAAGCUGUAUGCAUGGGAGCCAUCCUUCCAAGCUCAGGUUCAAGGAAUCAGAGGCCAAGAACUCAACGUCAUGAAGAAGUUUGCUUACCUCACAUCUGUCUCCACAUUCAUUUUCAGCUGUGCUCCAGCUCUGGUGUCUUUGGCCACCUUUGCUGUGUUUGUAGUCGUCAGCUCAGACAAUGUGUUGACCGCCGAGAAGGCGUUCACUGCCAUCUCUCUCUUCAACAUCCUUCGAUUCCCUCUGGCCAUGCUGCCCAUGCUCAUCGCUGCUAUUGUGCAAACAACGGUGUCCAGAAAGCGUCUUGAAAAGUUUUUGGGAGGUGAAGACCUUGAAAGUGAUGUCGUGCGCCAUGACCCCAGCUUCAGUUCUGCUGUUAAUGUUUGCAAUGGUUCCUUUUCAUGGGAAAAAGAUGGCGAGCCCCAACUUAAAAACGUCAAUUUGGACAUCAAGCCGGGUCGGCUGGUCGCAGUCGUGGGAGCUGUCGGCUCGGGCAAGUCCUCUCUGAUGUCAUCCAUUCUGGGAGAAAUGCAUAGCACCAAAGGCUUCAUUAACAUUCAGGGUUCACUUGCCUUUGUACCACAGCAAGCAUGGAUCCAAAAUGCCACCCUGAGGGAUAACAUCAUGUUUGGCUCUCCCCUUGAGGAGAAGCGAUAUCAAGAAGUGAUCCAGGCCUGUGCCCUGGCUCCGGAUCUAGAGCUUCUCCCUGGGAGUGACAUGACUGAGAUUGGGGAGAAAGGCAUCAACCUGUCUGGUGGUCAGAAACAGCGUGUGAGCUUGGCCAGGGCAGCGUACAGUCAGGCUGACAUUUAUCUGCUGGAUGACCCUUUGUCUGCUGUGGACUCUCACGUGGGGAAGCACCUUUUUGAAAAAGUGAUUGGACCUAAGGGAAUACUUAAAGACAAGACACGUAUUCUAGUGACUCAUGGAGUGAGCUUCCUGCCUCAUGUGGAUGAAAUUGUAGUCCUGGUCGACGGAGUGGUUUCUGAAGUUGGAUCUUACAACAGUCUGCGUGCUAGCAAAGGCGCCUUUUCCGAAUUUCUGGACACGUACGCCAAAGAGCAGAAUAAUAAAAAUCCCGACAAGUCUGAGUCAGAGCAUGGCCUUGGUGUUGCUGAUGAGGACCUGGUCCCAGAGGGAGAUGACACCCAACCUGACUCCCCAUUAGAAGACACUGUCACUGCAACUCUAAAAAGGGGGAACAGCAUCCGCCGCAGCCAGCGCAACAGCAGUUUUAGAGCGGCAAGAAACGGCUCCAAGAGGAAAUCUGGAAAUGUCGAAGAAAUAAACAAAGGCCAAAGGCUAAUCGAGAAGGAAGCUAUGGAAACAGGACAGGUAAAAUUUUCAGUCUACCUCCAGUACCUGCGGUCCAUGGGCUGGGGAUAUACUGCCGCAGUCUUCCUGGUGUACUUCAUCCAGAACAUUGCAUUCAUUGGCCAGAAUAUCUGGCUCAGUGACUGGACAAAUGAUGCAGCGAGGUACUACAACAUGACAUACCCUGCAGAAAAGAGAGACACCAGGGUGGGAGUCUUUGGCGCUCUGGGAGUGAUUCAGGGCUUCUUUGUGUUCCUUGGUACUCUUCUUCUCGCCAAUGCCUCCGUUGCAGCAUCUCGAAUCCUGCAUUCAAGGCUGCUCGACAACAUACUACGUGCGCCAAUGCUUUUCUUUGACACCACGCCCAUUGGGAGGGUUGUCAACCGCUUUGCAAAGGAUAUAUUUACAAUAGAUGAGGCCAUCCCACAAUCCUUCCGCUCUUGGAUCUUAUGUCUGUUGGGGGUUCUGGGGACCCUUUUUGUUAUCUGUCUGACCACUCCCUUCUUCACCAUUGUCAUCAUUCCCCUGGCGGUGAUUUACUUCUUUGUCCAGCGCUUCUAUGUUGCAACAUCAAGGCAGCUACGCCGGCUCGACUCAGUGUCUCGCUCUCCCAUUUAUUCCCACUUUGGCGAGACUGUGUCAGGCCUGUCUGUGAUAAGAGCGUACGGCCAUCAAGAAAGGUUCCUCCAGCACAAUGAAGCCACCAUGGAUGAAAACCUAAAGACCGUCUACCCGUGGAUAGUGUCAAACAGAUGGUUGGCAAUUCGUUUGGAGUUUGUAGGGAAUCUGGUGGUGUUUUUUGCUGCUCUGCUUGCGGUUAUUUCCAGAGAUAGUCUGGACAGCGGCAUGGUUGGCCUUUCCAUAUCCUACUCCCUCAAUGUAACCCAAACCCUGAACUGGCUUGUUCGGAUGACGUCAGAGCUGGAGACCAAUAUUGUCGCUGUGGAGAGAGUGAGUGAAUACAGCAUCAUUGAAAAUGAGGCCCAAUGGGUAACUGACACUCGGCCAGCAAAGGAGUGGCCUGAUGCAGGAAGACUGCAGUUUGAAAACUACAAGGUCCGUUAUCGACCCGGUUUGGAUCUGGUGCUGCACGGCAUCUCCUGUGAUAUUAGCUCCACUGAGAAGAUUGGAAUUGUGGGCCGCACAGGAGCCGGGAAAUCCAGUUUGACCAACUGUUUGUUCCGAAUCAUCGAAGCUGCUGAGGGUCGUAUCCUCAUAGACGGUGUUGAUAUUUCCAAAAUAGGUCUACAUGACCUAAGAAACAACCUCACUAUCAUACCACAGGAUCCAGUGUUGUUUUCCGGAACCUUGAGGAUGAACCUGGAUCCCUUUGAUAGAUCCAGUGAUGAGGACCUCUGGAAAGUGCUGGAGCUCUCCCAUCUUAAGGAGUUUGUGGCAGGGCUUCCGGAGGGAUUGCAGCAUGAGGUUGCAGAAGGAGGAGAAAACCUGAGUGUUGGACAACGGCAGCUGCUGUGUCUGGCCCGCGCAUUGCUCAGGAAAUCUCGCAUAUUAAUCCUGGAUGAGGCCACCGCAGCUGUGGACCUGGAGACAGACAACCUGAUCCAAACGACCAUCAGGAAAGAGUUUGCACACUGUACCGUUCUCACCAUCGCACACCGCCUGCACAGCAUCAUGGACAGUUCCAGGGUGAUGGUGCUCGAUGCUGGUAGGAUAGUGGAGUUUGAUUCGCCAAAUAAUCUGCUUGAAAAACAAGGUCAUUUCUAUGCCAUGGCAAAGGAUGCUGGGAUAACACAAGCAGAAAUUACAAGUCUUUGAUGUGAAUGUAUUUUAAAAGAAAAGAUUGCUUAAAUUUGCUUUGAAGUUUCAUUUUUUUUAAUGUUGUACUGUACAUUGACAGAAACGUUUUUGUAUUCAUCAUAAACACAAUCAUACAUGUAAAUAAUUCUAUAUACACUGUAUACAGAAAAUAAAUAUGAAUAAAUGUGUUUUCUCAA